This is a messenger RNA of Hemicordylus capensis (graceful crag lizard), 6840 nucleotides long. It is a transcript of the gene PPFIBP1, whose product is annotated as PPFIA binding protein 1. Gene Ontology annotation, cellular component: presynaptic active zone. Gene Ontology annotation, molecular function: protein binding. The record is from RefSeq and is a predicted model, not a curated record. Gene Ontology annotation, biological process: neuromuscular junction development. Bases 523 to 3750 code for a protein of 1075 amino acids. The transcript has 31 exons. NCBI's taxonomy places the organism in Eukaryota, Metazoa, Chordata, Lepidosauria, Squamata, Cordylidae.
GUGGGAGAAACGGAAAGAAGUCAAAAUACAACCCUGAAUCUCUAUCCUCCAUGUGUAAUAAUUUGGGCAGCCUUCUCUAUCUUAUAGGAUAACACGAGCUUUAAAUGCGAGCAGGCAGUAGUUGGAAGGAAACUGAAGCGGCUGAGAAUUUGAGGAAAGCACUUUUUGCAGAGGCACGAGAACAGUGUGCAAAUUCUGAAAUGACUAGAAAAAUGUUUUGAAGUGGCUUGACCUCCUGAACUCCUCUUCCUCUUUAGCCAGUUUUAACUUCGCGUGUAAAGAUUUGAACGUUCUGUGGUUCAGUAUUUGUUAGAACAAAAACGCCUCCCCUUCCCCGCGGACUCCAAGAAAAUCACUUUUUCCUCCCCAGCAAUCCUGGAAUGUACAAAAAAACACAAGCGGCUUUCUUAGUCCGCGAGUGACUUUCCGUCUGGCCAAUCCGGGAGAGCGAGUGGGCUGGCGUUCCAGAGUUUCCUCCAGUCGCUUUGGUGGGCGGGAGGAACCUGGGAGAAGGAGUGACGUAUGCUGUUCCCUCGUUCAGUCCCUGCUUGGAAGCCUGACAUGGUGUACUUGCAGUGGCUCCCCUCCAGACACAAGAAAAUGAUGAGUGAUGCAAGUGAGAUGCUGGCUGCAGCUCUGGAACAGAUGGAUGGCAUUAUUGCAGGUUCCAAGGCUCUGGAGUAUUCGAAUGGCAUAUUUGACUGCCAGUCCCCGACAUCUCCAUUCAUGGGGAGCCUUCGAGCAUUGCAUCUUGCAGAGGAUUUGCGUGGCUUAUUGGAGAUGAUGGAAACGGAUGAGAGAGAAGGAUUGCGGUGUCAAGUCCCAGAUUCAACAGCAGAGAUUUUGAUUGAAUGGCUACAGAGCCAAAUGACCAAUGGGUCUAUAUCUGCUAAUGGAGAUGUAUAUCAGGAGCGGCUUGCACGUUUGGAAAAUGACAAGGAAUCUCUUGUUCUGCAAGUGAGUGUUCUUACUGACCAGGUGGAUGCCCAAGGAGAAAAGAUCAGAGAUUUGGAGCUCUGCUUAGAAGAGCACAGAGAGAAACUGAAUGCCACAGAAGAAAUGCUACAACAGGAGCUUCUAAGCAGAACAUCACUCGAAACUCAAAAGCUGGAUCUGAUGGCAGAAGUUUCCAACUUGAAACUCAAACUGACUGCUGUGGAAAAGGACAGAAUGGACUAUGAAGACAGAUUCAGGGACACAGAAGGUUUGAUGCAGGAAAUUAAUGAAUUGCGCUUGAAAGUAGGAGAAAUGGACAGUGAGAGACUUCAGUAUGAGAAAAAGCUUAAAUCUACCAAAUCUUUAAUGGCCAAACUUUCUAGCAUGAAAAUCAAAGUGGGCCAGAUGCAGUAUGAAAAGCAGCGGAUGGAGCAAAAAUGCCAAAUGCUAAAGGAAGAACUAGCAUCAUUAAAAGAUAAAUUAGAACAGAAAGAGGCAGAGAUAAAACGGCUGCAAGAAAAACUGGUUCACCAGGUGAAAGGAGAAUCAGUUGACAUAAAUGACAGAGAUGAAAAUUGUAAAAAGAAGCUCAAAGACAAAAAUAUUGAGGUACAGAAAAUGAAGAGAGCUGUGGAAUCUCUAAUGGCAGCAAAUGAAGAAAAGGAUCGGAAAAUUGAAGAGCUUCGACAGUCUCUCAAUCGAUAUAAGAAAGUUCAGGACAUGGUGAUGCUAGCUCAAGUUAAAAAAGGCAAGGAUGAUGAUUGUGAGGAGAUUGAAAAUUCAGCAUCUGUUUUGGCAGCUCUGUCAGAUGCACAUAAUCUAAACGAAUCUGAGGAAACUCAGUCUUCUUUACUAUUAGCGGAUUCUCCAAACCAUGAAGAGUUUAGACCGAAAACUCCCGAACAGGAUUCACUUCAGAUUCACACCAGCGUCUUGCAAGUUUCCAUACCUUCUUUUUCACCACCAUCCAGACGUUCAGAAGCAUCUACUGAAAAAGCAAAACCCCAAUCUGAAAUGGAAAUUCCAAGUGAAAUUGGCGAAAAGAGAACACCAGUUGCUGUCAUAGAAACACAGCUAGGUGACACAAAAUUUAUGAAGCGUCUUCAAUCAAGUUACAUAGCACCAGGAAUUUACAGGAUUUUAACUUCAGCUCUGCAAAAGUCCAGCAGCCUCGGAAAUCUGAAGAAAGACCCAUCUGAGGAGAAAGAGCCUGUUCAGAAGCAAGAAGAGAGCAAAGCUUCAAUAGAGGGUAACAAAUAUGGAACACUCCCUCCCAAAUCCCCUGGUGAAGAAGAUGCCUUUGGGACUCGUAAAGCCCGAUCUUCAUUUGGGCGAGGCUUUUUCAAAAUCAAAAGUAACAAAAGGACAGCGAGUGCACCCAAUUUGGAUCGCAGUCGAAGUGCAAGUGCACCCACCUUAGCAGAGACAGAAAAAGGAUCUGCAGACCACUUGGACUUGGCUGGCUUGCCUCCUCGACCAAAAGGCACAGAAGGUGGUCCUCUGACUCCACCUUCUCCUGAUUCCAAAAAGAAAACACGGGGGAUCAAGAAGCUGUUUGGAAGGCUCCGGAGAAGCCAGUCUACCACUUUUAAUCCAGAUGACAUGCCAGAGACGGAGUUCAAAAGAGGAGGAACGAGAGCAACUGCAGGACCAAGAUUAGGCUGGUCAAGAGAUCUUGGACAAUCCAAUAAUGAUUUGGAUAUGCCGUUUGCUAAAUGGACAAAAGAACAAGUUUGUAGUUGGCUUCAGGACCAAGGCUUGGGUUCUUACAUAAAUAAUGGGAAACACUGGAUACUCUCUGGACAGACUCUCCUGCAAGCUUCUCAGACUGAUUUAGAGAAGGAGCUUGGAAUAAAGCAUCCACUGCAUCGGAAGAAACUUCAGCUUGCGCUCCAGGCAUUAGGGUCAGAAGAAGAGAACAGCCAUGGGAAGCUGGAUUACAACUGGGUUACAAGAUGGCUGGAUGAUAUUGGGUUGCCCCAAUACAAAACACAGUUUGAUGAAGGAAAGGUGGAUGGUCGAAUGCUUCAUUACAUGACUGUGGAUGACUUACUGUCCUUGAAAGUGGUGAGUGUUCUCCACCAUCUUAGCAUCAAACGUGCCAUUCAGGUCCUGAGAAUAAACAACUUUGAACCCAACUGUCUUCGCAGAAGACCUUCUGAUGAGAAUAACAUCGUUCCGUCUGAGGUUACGCAGUGGACCAAUCAUCGGGUGAUGGAGUGGUUGCGUUCGGUUGACCUUGCAGAAUAUGCUCCUAAUCUGAGGGGAAGUGGUGUUCAUGGUGGCCUAAUGGUUUUGGAACCUCGUUUCAACGUAGAGACCAUGGCACAGCUACUUAAUAUCCCACCAAACAAAACACUGCUGAGGCGACACUUGGCAACUCAUUUUAAUUUGCUAAUCGGUCAGGAGGCUCAGCAGCAAAAGCGUGAAGCCAUGGAAUCUCCAGAUUAUGUUCUCUUAACAGCUACAGCUAAAGUGAGGCCAAAGAAACUUACAUUUAGUAAUUUUGGAAAUUUAAGGAAGAAGAAGCAGGAUGAUGGGGAAGAGUAUGUGUGCCCAAUGGAUUUGGGACAGGCAUCAGGAAGUGGAUCAAAUAAAGGAUUUAAGCCUGGUUUAGACAUCAGGGUAUAUGAUGAUGAUGAUCUUGAUAGACUGGAGCAGAUGGAAGAUUCAGAAGGUACCGUGAGGCAAAUAGGAGCAUUUUCUGAAGGUAUCAACAACUUGACUCACAUGUUAAAAGAAGAUGAAAUGUUCAAAGACUUAGCUACUCGUUCCCCUAGUGCCAGUAUAACAGAUGAAGAUUCAAAUGUGUGACAGUUUUAUAGAUGUUGGACAUCCAAAGAAGAAUUCUGUUUCUUGAUACUGCAAGGAAUGCCACUGUUGUAUGUGAUGGAGACAGCACAUCAUGUAAUGUAGGGUCGCUUUUGCUUCUGUUUGUUAGAAGUGAUUUUUCAAGUGGAAAACCAGAAAAGGUGCCUAUUUAAAAAGUUGCCAUAAAAGAUGAAUGGAAACAAAAAAUAACCAGACACAUUAUGAGGGAGAGGGGGGAAAUGUGUAUUUUUCUCCCUAGUAUUGAAAAUUGUGACAUAUUUCAAAUCAUCAUAUUUAAUAUGAUUCUGCUGCCAUAAUGUUGCUGGAUAUAGUUGUGCCAUAACGUACGUGUGUGUGUGUGUCUGUAAUACAGAGAGAACAUUAUUGAACUAUAGACCUGUGGAAUCAGCAACCAUUGUGGCUUUUUCAGCAGGGGAAAACCUCCUGGCAUUCGUGGUUUCCAAUAUGAAUGCUUUACUGAAAGUGAAUAACCAAUUCAUCCAUUUGAUAUCCAAUGUAGGCCUCUUUUUAUACUGCCAAGUACAUGAUCCCCAAAAUCUAAAGCCUGAUUGUCUUUUUUUAUACAAUUUUUAUUAAUUAAGAGAGAGAGAAAUGUAUUGAGUACAUACAAAUCAGAGAUGUUAUAUUGUGAAGUAAGGUGAUGAUUUUUAUAAAGAGAGAAUUCCAGUUUGAAAACCAGCCGGUUACUGGAGAAGUCAGACUGACCUUGAAAUGGCACAUACUAUUCCCCUGCCCCCUCCACCCCACCCCGUAAACAGUGUCUGCAUUCUUACAUUGAGAAUGAAAUUAUUGCAUGUUUGUAGUUCUUACCCCUUCAUCUUAAAAAAAAAAAAAGUUUCUGCACCAUUUUGUUUCCCCCCUCAUUAAAAUAGGAUUCUAGUACCAUUUUAAAAUUAUCAUUGCAGAUAUUGAAAAUCAUAUUUUUGACUGAGCAGCAACCUGUGUCUUUGUUGGCAGAACGAUCUUCUUUAUUGCAUUCUUCAACGGCAGGUUUCUUUUAAAUAAACGCAGAGAGGAAUAUUAGCCAAGCUCCUUUAUUUUACAGUAUUAAAUUCAGUCAUGGAUUCUUGCCUUCUAAGUAGACUUGGCCAUAACAUAUUGAUUCUAUUUAUACUUUUUAAAAAAUAAAGCACAACAUUUUUUUUACUUUUUUAAAUUAUCAGACUUGUAAAAUUCAGAUUAGCCAGUGAAAUUUUGUUGGCCAUGCAUUCAACAGAAUACAGGUGGACCUUGUUAUCUGCGGGGGUUCCAUUCUCAUCUGAGACCAUGGAUAGUGAGGCAUAGAAGCAAUGGGAAUCGGGGGGUUAGGUUCCUGGGUGCGAAAAAGGCUAAAAAUGGCUGGAAAGGGUCAAAAUAAUAGUGCUUUACUGUGCUCUGCAGGUCUCCAGCUGUCCAGCAAUGCUCCCCAAACCCACCAUUGUUCUGUGAAAAAUCAGGAGGUGUCUUUUGUUUUGUUUUUUUAAGGAAAGAGCCACAAAAUGGUGGUUUAACAAAAUGGUGGCUGGAAAUUACCUCGGAGAUCAUUUCCGGCCACAUAGAAACCGUGGAUAUGUGGGUUUUAACCAUUUUGUAAACUGCUUAUACAGAGGUCAGUUCUCCAUAGCCUGAUAGCGGCUAUAUGGAACCAUUCAUAUUGGGACUGCAAGUGAUGAGGUCCACCUGUACUUGAUUGUUUCUCUUCCUACUCGAGUACCUCCCUAAAAUCUUACAACUAAUUGCUGCUUGCUUAAAAUGAUGAUGUUGCAGACAUUUGAUAAGUACUGUUUGAAAUGAAAUGAAUAGUAGAUGCCAAUUUUAGUUGUUUAGAUGUUUUGGAACAGAACUGGAGAAGUCAAUCAAAGGACCUUUGAAGUCAGGUUUUUGAUAUGUGCUCAGGUACUACUUGAGGUGAUUAGUCCCAAGCUGACAAUCUACACAUUCAGCUAAGUCAUGUGGCUCAAAACUCUUGGGACUGGGCCAAACCAAACUGCAGGUGUGGCUUAAAUGUUCAAAUGUUCUUCCGCAGAAAGAAAAAUCUCUGUCCAUGAAAUACUAGUUUAUCAGGGAGAACGUUCUAGCCUUGCCUUCUGUAUGACAGAGCUUUCUAUUUGCAAGGAAUUAUUUUAAUAUGGGGCUACAUUCCGUGUGUGUUCCCCAGCCAGCAGUCUGAAAUAACUCAGUUCCAUGCAGCAUUUCUGGCCCUCAGUCUGACUGGAUAAGUUGACGCUAGACCUUUAAGAACGUGCUGUUUCACACACAUUUAUUUACAGUCGUCUAAAGUCUAUUUGUGUUGUGUCUUCUAUCAAAAACUGCCCUCAGUAUUCUUUAGAAUGUUUUAUCAGAACAGCUUUGCCAAUAGAAUAUAUUUAGGGUGGGCUGGCAGCUCUUAAUAACUUGGGGCUCAAUAAACUUGUUCAUGAGCACCUCCUUUCAUUUGAUAGCUGAACUCAUUUGAAUGAAUGCAGACAGCACUGGUGGUAACUUUCUCACUGUAAUGGGGGAGAAUAACCCAUUCACUCACUGUGAAUAAAAGUAUUUAUGAAUUAGAAAGUUCACGUUCUGUGAAUAUACGCUAGCACCUACCAGUGACCCCAUAAAAUCACCAUUAAAAAAAAUAAAAUUGCACACUUAACAAGACAUGUUGUCUUCCAGAAAGAAGUCAGUUUUGCUGUUCUGGCAAGAACUGAUUGCAUAAAAUAGCAAGGUAAAAAUAUUAAUAGAGAAUUGAAGUUGACUGGGAGCAAAUGCAUAGAAUCAAACAACAAUGAAAAUUUUCUUCCAGUUAGAAUGUUGCACGUUUGAACCACUUCAGACUUAUCAUUAUUUCUCAAUUCUGAUCUAAAUUGCAGUUGUUUCAUUCUUGGUCACCAUUUUACUGGUUGGAAGAAUAAAUAGUAGCAGGCCUCUUAUUAUUUCGAUGGGAUUGGGGGAGGGAAGAGUAAUAUAAAACGCUCAUAAUUAAUCCAAGCAAUAAACAUUAAUGUGCACACAUGAAAUAUCAUGAUAGUAUUUUCUUUGGUUGUGUGUACGAAGAGGUCAGAAGAAACAUUAUGUAUUGCCAUGUUAAAUAAAUAUCUAUUGAGAUAAUCAAAA